This is a messenger RNA of Condylostylus longicornis, 4460 nucleotides long. It is a transcript of the gene Oseg6, whose product is annotated as WD repeat-containing protein 19. The record is from RefSeq and is a predicted model, not a curated record. Gene Ontology annotation, cellular component: intraciliary transport particle A; cilium. The transcript has 14 exons. Gene Ontology annotation, molecular function: protein binding. Gene Ontology annotation, biological process: cilium assembly; intraciliary retrograde transport. Bases 149 to 4249 code for a protein of 1366 amino acids. Lineage: Eukaryota; Metazoa; Arthropoda; Insecta; Diptera; Dolichopodidae.
AGGAGGUAUAUUCUCAUUGUUAUGGUAACAGCUUUGAACAAACAAAAAAAAAUCUACUAAUGAAAACAUGCUAAUUAAAUACUAAUAAGAAUACACAAACGACUUAGAUUUAAUAAAAUAUUUAUAUAUUUUAUAAUGUCAAUUUAGAAUGGGCUUUGAUAAAGUACUUUUUAAGCACGAAGAGCCGCACGGACCAGGGGAUGUAUACUUUAUUUGGCAAAAAGGUCCCACCGGAUCGUUACUGGCUUCCACUGGAGGCGAUGGGACUGUCGCCAUAUUUAAUCGACAGGGUUUUUUAAUGGAGAGAAUCGUUUUACAAGGUCUAUGCUCUGGCUUUUCUUGGGAUUGUGAUGGUGAUUUAUUAGCUAUUAUUACCAAUAAUUCAUCGCAAGUUACAAUCUGGGAUUCAAAUUCACAUAAAAAACAAAUUAUUGAAACAGGGUUAAGAGAUUCGUUAAGUUGCGUAAUGUGGGCAAAGCAGUCUCAACUCAUGGCUGUUGGAACAAGUCGAGGAAAUUUAUCAAUAUAUAAUCAUCAUACCUCGAAAAGAAUUCCUAUAUUAGGAAAACAUUCUAAAAGAAUUUUAUGUGGUGCAUGGUCAAUGCAAAAUUUAUUAGCUUUAGGAAGUGAUGAUAAAAGUUUUUCAUUGAGUAAUGAGGAAGGUGAUUCACUUCGUGUUGUGCCUUUGCGAGAUGUUCCUAGUGAUAUGUAUUUUGCUGAAAUGAGGACUGAGGAUCGAGUACCUGGCGAAGAAAACACUGUUAGCAUGAUAAUUGGAAAGAGAACUUUAUUCCUAUAUUAUCUUCCGGAGCCCGAUUCACCUACAGAGCUAGGAUUUCAAAGCAGAUAUGGUUCUUUGGUGCAGCAUAAAUGGUUUGGUGAUGGUUAUAUUCUUUUAGGAUUUUCAAAUGGUAACUUAGUUGCUAUAUCUACAAAUUUAAAAGACAUUGGACAGGAGCUUUGGCAAGUCAAAAAUCAUCGAGAUAUUUUAACUGGAGUAGCGUAUUGUCCCCCAUUAGAUAUUGUAGCUUCAUGUGGAGAUAAUACGAUAAAAAUUCAUUCAAUAACUAAUUUACAAGAAACCGAAAAGAUCAUAACCUUGCCAGACCAAUCAGGAGUGCAAAUGAUUGACUGGAGUUCUGACGGCCAAUUAAUGGCUGUUACUACUACUCAUGGUAGCAUUUGCACUUUUGUUACAAAAUUACAAAUAAUAUAUGCUGUAUCCGCACCUAGAAUAGCAAUUCUGAGUAGCUUAGCGGAAGUUUCAAUAUACUCACUCACAAAUGACAGGAAAAAUAAGGUACCUAUUAAAUUAAAUUUAGAAGUGGAGCCAUCCUUUAUCGCUAUAGGACCUUUUCAUUUAGCUGCAGGAAUGAAUAAUCAUGUAUGGUUUUACGAUUUGGGUCGAACUCUCGGAGAAAGUCCUAUGCUUCUAGGGGAUCGUGAAUUUAUUUCUGAAAUUAAAGAAGUACAAAUAAAUUCAGAUUUUUGUGCUGCUCUUUGCACGGGUCAUUUAAUAUUGCAAUCGAUUGAAACCGAUAAUCCAAACACAAAGAACAAAACAACCCAAUCAUUUCCAGAUGCAAUUUCAGGAUUAUCGGACGCCGUGAUAACUUGUCAUUUACUUACAAAUGAGUUUUUAAUAUUUGCGACAGAUCUCGGUUAUAUAAUAUUUUUUUCUUUGGAACAAUGGACAGUAUGUGUGAAAUAUCAGCAUACAAUGGGCAUCAAAAGUAUACAAGCCGAUUUAGAAGGAACAAAACUAAUUUUUAUUGAUGAUCAUAUGCAGGGAUUUGUUUUUUUGGCUUCCUCUGAGGAAUCCACUUUAAUAAUUGAUUUUCCAAAAAAAUGUGAAGGUGUAAUAUGGGAUAUACUUCAACCGAAUAUCUUCAUAGCUUUCGAUAACAAGGUCUGCACUACUUAUAGCUUCAUGCGGUAUUCUAUAGAAGGAAAGCACACAAUUAAAAUUGGAGAAACCAAAUUAAUAUCUGGACAAAUUCCAUUACUCUUGUAUGACGGUGAUUUAAGUUUAUGUACAGAGAGUGGUACUUUAUCAAAUUUAACCUUAACAACGCAUCUUGUGACGCCGGGUCAAGAUUCAAAAGAUCAAUUCAAAAUUUUAGUUCAACUGAAAAAGUAUUAUGAGUCUUUUAAACUAUGUGACAACGUCAUAAAAGAUGCCUCAGUUUGGUUAGAGUUAGGCAGAAAAGCAAUAUCAGACCUUGAUAUCGAUUUUGCACUAAAAGUUUAUCAUCACAUUGGAGAUGCAUCUAUGGUAUUUGCGUUACAAGAGAUUAAAUAUAUAGAAGACUUAAACAUGCUUUGCGGAUUUUGUGCUUUGUUGCUAGAUAGAUCUGAAGAAGCAAAAGCAUUUUUUGCUAAGAGUUCUAAUCCGCAGGAAGCACUUGAACUAUGCAGGGAUUUAUUACAAUGGGAACAAGCAAUGAUACUUGCAAAUUCUUUAGCCCCGGAACAAGUUCCAUUUAUUGCUAGAGAAUAUGCUCAACAACUGGAGUUUACUGGAAGCUAUUCUGAGGCCCUUUAUCAUUACGAAAAGGGAUUUAAAGAAGAUUUCAUAUAUAGUUCUAAUAAUACUAUUUCGAGUUCUCCGGAAAUGGAGGAACAUAUAAAAUUGUGUAAAUCUGGUAUAGCUAGAACAAGUAUUAAAACGGGAGAUUUUAGAAGAGGAAUUCAAUACGCGCUAGAAUUAAAUGAUCCGCAACUUUUGCAUGAUUGUGCAGACUCAUUAGCAACUGUUGGUCAUCUAACAGAAGCGGCUGGCUUGCUUGAAAAGGGAAAAUUUUGGGAUGAAAGUUGUUCGUUUUAUAUUCAAUUAAAAAUGUGGACAAAAGUCAACCAAUUAUUACCGCAAGUAACAAGUACAAAAUUGCAUGCGGUUUAUGCUAAAGCAAAAGAAUCUGAAGGACAUUUCAAUGAAGCAAUAUCUAGUUAUAGAAUUGCCGGCGAUUUGGAUGCAGUUGUUCGAAUAUAUUUGGAACACAUGUCUGAUCCACAUCCAGCGUCUGAAAUCGUAUUAGAGUCACGCUCUACAGAGAGUGCGAAAUUGUUAGCAAAGUUUUAUCAGCGAAUUGGAGAUAUAGAACAAGCUUUGCAAUUUCUUGUAUUAUGUGGUUGCAUACAAGAAGCUUUUGCACUAGCACAGCGUCACAAUAAACUAAAGCAUUAUGGAGAACUCUUGGAACAAUAUGAAAAUGCAAAAUCAAGUGACUUUUUAGCCUUAGCACAUUAUUUUGAAAAUGAAAAAUAUACAUUGCUAGCUGGAAAAUAUUAUUUCCUGGCAAGAGAAUUUUCCAAAGCAUUAAAAUAUUUAUUGAAAGCAUCAUCGUUUAGUAAUGAAGAAUCACAAGCACUGUCUUUGGCAAUUGAUUGCGUUGCAACGUCUAAUAACGAACAGUUGUCAAAUCAACUAAUUGAAUUUUUAUUAGGUGAUAUUGAUGGAUCACCUAAAGACCCUAAAUAUUUAUUUCGUUUGUAUAUGGCUAGAAAACAUUUUAAAGAUGCUGCAAAGACGGCUGUAGUAAUAGCAAAUCAAGAACAAAUUUCGGGAAAUUAUCGUAGUGCACAUGAUUUGUUAUUUUCAAUGUAUCAAGAAUUAAGAAGAAAUAAUUUAAGUAUAGCUUCAGAUAUGAGGCAUAAUUUGAUUUUACUUCAUCGCUACACAUUGGUCAGGAUUCAUGUCCGACUUGGAAAUCAUUUACUAGCUUCAAAACUUUUAGUACAAGUUGCUGCAAACAUAUCACAAUUUCCUGCACAUAUUGUUCCAAUCCUUACUUCUACUGUUAUUGAGUGCCAUAGAGCUGGGUUAAAAAAAUCUGCGUUUACUUAUGCUUCUAUGUUAAUGCGACCAGAAUACAGAAAUCAAAUAGACCCCAAAUAUGCUAAAAAAGUUGAAUCAAUAGUGAGAAAAGCUCCCAGGGGUAUUAAAGAAUUUAAAGACAAUAUAGAAGAUGAAACCAUGGAAUGCCCCAUUUGUUCGGCUGAUUUACCAAUUAUGGAAGUCACAUGCUAUCAGUGCAAAACAACUUUACCCAUAUGCAUUGCAACUGGCCAACAUAUAAUUAAAGAAAAUAUGACAGCGUGCCCUGAAUGCGAUUUUCUUUGCUUUAGAUCUGAAAUGGAAAAAAUAUUGACCGAGGGUAAUCUGUGUCCGAUGUGCGGUGAAACUGUUGAUUCAAAUCGCUUAAUGGAUGUGGAGGAUAUUCGACCAUAUAUUUUAUCAUCUACGUGAAUCUUGAUUUUUGUCAACAAAAAUUUAUUGAGUUUACUAUCAACAACAUAACAAACAUUUUCUACAUGGGACUUUAUUUUAGACUUUAUUUGUGGCUUAGAUGUUGAUUUAGGUUGACAUACUACCACUAUUACUUAAUUGCAAUAAAUUUAUAUUUUGUUUAACAAAGUAAGAAGCAUUAAAAAUAAAAUAAAAUUACAAAAGGAAAAAA